Thamnophis elegans (Western terrestrial garter snake) is the source of this 4115-nucleotide messenger RNA. RefSeq names its product mitochondrial import inner membrane translocase subunit TIM16-like. Lineage: Eukaryota; Metazoa; Chordata; Lepidosauria; Squamata; Natricidae. The record is from RefSeq and is a predicted model, not a curated record. Gene Ontology annotation, cellular component: TIM23 mitochondrial import inner membrane translocase complex. Gene Ontology annotation, biological process: protein import into mitochondrial matrix. The transcript is spliced from 28 exons. Gene Ontology annotation, molecular function: protein binding. The coding region runs from base 822 to 3602 and encodes 926 amino acids.
CCCGGUGGGAGAGGGUGGGAGCGCCGCCGGUCCAAGCGGAGGGCGGGCUUGGCCGAGGCAGGGACCGCGCAGCUGCGCUCCACCCCGGGACAGGUGGGAGCUGCUUCUCGCCUUUCGCCACGAGCCUCCCUGCCGGAGCGGAGAGAAUCCCGCUUUGCGAGCUCGGUGCUAAUAGUGGAAGGGGGUUAUAUGGUUGGGAAGGGCCCCCAUUGAAGGAGCCGCAGCAGGGCCGGCUGGGGACAGAGCGUCCGUGGGGUGGGCAGGAGGCGCCCGCGAAGGAGGGGUUUUGGGUGGCCCCUGCUGGCCCCCAAGCCGCCCUUCGGACAGACGCCCGGCCAUCGGGCUCCCCGGGGCCGAAGGGCCGCUGAAAUCGCCGACGGAGAGCCAGUUAAAGAGUCCCAGAAGCCGGUCUAGAGAGAAAGCCGGAUAAACGGGGGAGAAGGGCUGGGGAAGCCGUCGGAGGGAGCGGCCGAUGCGAGGCUUCUCAGGCGGCCUCGAGGGCUGGCUGGCACUGCGCUUGUCCGGUUCGCAGCUGCCGGGAGUAGUGCUCAGCGCGGCCCCGCCAGAAGCCCCUUGCAGCCGUGGCGGCUGGACACGGGCUUUCAGCGGGAGGCUCCGCCGCCGGCGCCCGGCCAGCUGCUCCCCAAGAAAGCGCUCCUCCUGCCCGGUUGAUCGGCCGUGGCUUUCGGCAGCGCGACGCUGCUGAGCCUGUGGCGGGCGGCCCCUCCCCUCGGAGGCUUCUGGGGCCCGCGUGGGCGCGCCGAGGGCGGGGCCUCCGUGGAAUCGGACCGAGGCUGGACGGCGGCGGCGGCGGCGGCGGCAUGAGCCUGUUCAGGGUGUCCAAGUUCCGGCACGCCGAGGCCAAAGUGGCCCGCAAGGAGGCCUGGAUUGGAGGUUUCCAGAGCAGCGGCCCCUCAGGGAAGCCCCACAUCAAGGCCAAUGCCCGCUGGAUCGCAUUCAGCACAGACCUGGCAGGGGUGCUGGGAGCUGUGGCCCUGGAGAGCCCAAAGGGGAUCAAGAGAGUUGUCUCCCAUCUGCACUGCCAUUCAGGUGUGGUGACAGACUUUGACUUCUCCCCCUUUGACCAGCAGCUGCUGGCCACCGGAGCAGCAGACGAAGCCGUGAAGGUGUGGCGUCUCCUUGAAUCUGGCCAAGACCUCUCGUCUUCCCCCCAUGUGACGCUGGGGCCAGAGGGGAGCCGGGUGGAGGUGCUCCUCUUUCACCCCACGGCGGACGGGGUCCUGGCCAGUGCGGCCGGGAAGGCAGUGACGAUUUGGGAUGUGGAGCAGCAGCAGAUCCUUACUGAGCUGGAGCCUCACCUGAACUGGGUGCAGAGUUUGGCCUGGAAGCCGGACGGGUCGCUCCUGGGCACCUCUUGCCAGGACAAAAGGCUGCACAUCUUUGACCCACGGGCCAAGUCGGAGGCCUGCCAGACUGUCCUGGCGCACAGGGGCGGCAGGGAGGUCCGGCUGCUGUGGGUGAACGCGGACGGCUGCUUCCUCUCCGUGGGCUCCAACCAGAUGAUGGAGCGGGAGGUGUGCCUCUGGGACAGCCGCCGGUUGAACUGCUCCCUGACCUCCGUCACACUGGACGCCUCUCCCAAGCCUCUGAUCCCGCUCUUUGACCUCAGCUCCGGCCUCCUAGUUCUGGCUGGGAAGGGAGAGAAGGGGCUUUUCUGCUAUGAGGUGCAGCCUGCGCAGCCGGCCGUGGUGGAAGUUCACCAGAGCUUUCUGGAGACCCGGACUCAAGGGGCGGCUCAGGUGCCCAGGCUGGCCCUGAACGUCACAGCCUGCGAAGUGAUGAGGGUCUUGCAGCUGAGCGACUCGGCCGUUGUGCCCAUCAGCUACCUGGUGCCCAGGAAGGCCACACAUGAGUUCCACAAAGACUUAUUUCCAGACGGUCCCGGAAACGUCCCGGCAGCAUCUGCUCGGGCCUGGUGGGCUGGGGACAAUACACAGGUGGAGAUGGUGAGCCUUGAUCCUGCCCACAGGCCCAGCCCUGGCUUCCUCUCUCCCUGCCUGCCUCGCCUUGACCAAGACAGCCAGCACCCGCCCUCCGCCCACGUGGAGGCAGGGGAUCAGGCCAAGGAUCCGGACCACAGUGUGGGCAGCAGCCUGUCCUCUCCUGGCAGUUCCUUGGCAUCUCCAUCCAGCGUUGCCCCAUCUCUCCCUGCCACCGGUGGCUUUUCCUCCAGCCCAAGCCAGCGGUCCCUGCAGAAUAUUCUGGGCCCGAGUUCUGCCUUCCGGCACAUCGAGGGGGUCGUCUUGCCUCGCACCACCCACAUCACCAACCUGCGAGGCUUGAGCCUCACCACACCAGGGGAGUGUGAUGGCUUUUGCGCCAACCAGCAUCGCAUCGCCAUCCCACUGCUUGCCACAGGUGGCCAGGUGGCCAUUUUGGAGCUCUCCCAGCCAGGGCGACUCCCCGACACCCCCAUGCCCACCAUCCAGAAUGGGGCGCCUAUCUCGGAUCUGUGCUGGGAUCCCUUUGAUGAGCAACGCCUGGCCAUUGCUGGAGAAGACACCAAGAUUCGGCUAUGGCGGGUUGAGCCCACCGGACUGCAGAAGCAGCUGCUGGAGCCAGAAGUGGUCUUGAGAGGCCACACAGAGAAGAUCUACUCCAUCAAGUUCCACCCUCUGGCCUCCGAUGUCUUGGCCUCCUCCUCCUACGACAAGAGUGUCCGGAUCUGGGACGUGCGCACAGGGAGGCAGGAGCUGGGACUGCAGGGCCACACGGACCAGAUCUUCAGCCUGGCCUGGAGCCCCAAUGGACGUUGCCUGGCAACCGUCAGCAAGGAUGGCAGAGUGCGAGUUUACGAGCCUCGGCAGGCUGCCCAGCCCUUGCAGGAUGGUCCAGGGCCUAAGGGGGGUAGAGGUGCCCGUGUCACCUGGGUCUGUGGCGGCCAACACCUGCUGGUCUCCGGCUUUGACAGCCGCAGCGAACGCCAGCUCUCCUUGCACCAGGCCGAGGCCCUGGCUGCUGGACCUCUGGCCACCAUCGGCCUCGACGUCUCCCCCUCCACCCUCAUCCCUUUCUAUGACGUGGACACCAGCGUGGCCUUCUUCACAGGCAAGGGCGACACCAGGGUCUUUGUCUAUGAGGUGGUCCCGGAGGCCCCCUUCUUCCUGGAGUGCAACAGCUUCCUCUCCUGCGACCCCCACAAGGGCUUUCACUUCCUGCCCAAGACGGCGUGUGAUGUGCGGGAAGUCGAGAUUGCCCGGGCAUUGCGCCUCCGGCAGAGCUCCAUUGAACCGGUGGCCUUCCGGGUCCCCAGGGUCAAGAAAGAAUUCUUCCAGGACGACCUCUUCCCGGCCACACAGGUGUGGUGGGAACCUGCCCUGCCAGCCACAGCCUGGCUGAAGGGCGCUAACAAGCAGCACCGAAUCACCAGCCUGCAGCCCAAGGACAUGACCCCAGUGAGCCAAGCGCCCAAGGAAACCCCCAAGCGGAAAUACCUGCCUUCCUCCGUCUACCUGGAAGAGAAGUCAGACGAGCAGAAGAAAGAGGAACUGCUCAGUGCCAUGGUGGCCAAGCUGGGGAACCGAGAUGACCCCCUCCCACAGGACUCCUUUGAGGGUGUGGAUGAAGAGGAGUGGGACUAGCUGCAGACGGACGCUGCCUCUCUGCCCGCAGCCCCCUCAGAGCCUGGGAUGGAAGGAAGCGUCCCACUCGGGCUGCAGGCUGCUCCCUGCCAGUUGGCUUCUCCCCACUUGCUGCUUCUGCUUGGGGGGGGGGGGGGGGCUGCCCUCCUGCUGGAACAGGGACUCGGGCCACCUGUUUACAAUCCCCCAGCGAAGGCCCACAUCCUGAGGACAGCCACGGCUUCCCCCCCAAACGGGGGCCCUCCUUGGCAGGAGACCCCCACUCUCAUCUCAGGCUGUGCAGCGACCCUUCUCGGCUGGCUGCUUUGAAGCCGGUGGGCCAGUCGGCCAGAAGUCUUCCAUGGAGGGUAAACUGCAAGCAUCCUUGCGGCUCAUUCAUGGCCCAAGCGUUUCCAGGCUGGCGUCCUGAAGCUGGAGAGGCUUUUGCUCAGCAGCCUUCUUGGGAGGAAGCUCCUUUCUCCAGCUGAUUCCACCUUGGGUGUAGCCCUAACAUGAACCCCUCCUUCUUCCGUU